AUGAGCACUUUUCUAGACUCAACUCUAGAGGCUGCACUUGAUCCUACUCUAGACCCCGCACUAGAGCCUGCAAAUGACCCAGCAUUAGAACCUGAACUAGAGCCUGUAGAGGAUGAUGUACUUGAACUAGCUGAAGAUCCAGCGCUUGAACCACUUCCCGAUCUUGAUCCAGAGCCAGAAGUUGAAGCCGAGCUUGAAGCCGAACUUGAGCUAGAGCUACUAGUACCGCCAAUACCAACUCCAGCUCCAAGCCCAAUCCCAAGGCCGCCUGAGCUUGACCCUGAACCAAAAGCUGAAACUGAUCCAGAAGCUGAUCCUAAGCCUGGACUUGAUCCGGAGCCAGACACGAAUGUUGAACCGGACCUUGAACUUGAGCCAGAACCACCGCCACCUAGACCAAUGCCAAUUCCAACUCCAAGUCCAAGGCCAAGGCCUCCUGAUCCUGAGCCUAAACCAGACCCCGAACCUGACCCUGAGCUAGAACCUGAGCCAGAACCUGAGCCAGAUCCCGAACCUGAACCUGAGCCACCUACUCCUAAACCUAUACCAACUCCAAUCCCAAGUCCACCCCCAAGGUUAAUACCAAGGUCCUUCCUUGCAAAGCGGCUCUCCCCCACCGGAGCAAGUGAUGCAGCAACGGCAACCAAAACUACAAAAGCAAUGGACUUCGUGCAAACCAUUGUACUAUAUUGUUUGCAACACGCAACAGCUACUAUACUUCGUGCUAGUAAUGGAGAUGAGAUGAUGCAGGUGUUUGAUAGACCUCAUGGGAAUUUAUACAUAGACAGAGAUCAGUGCAAGAUUGAGCUAGCGAUGUGGCUGGUAAAGGUUUCACAGAGUGGUGUAGUUGAGUUGUGCUUGCGUGUUUGCUCUUGA
Molecule: messenger RNA, 876 nt
Organism: Oryza sativa Japonica Group (Japanese rice)
Lineage: Eukaryota; Viridiplantae; Streptophyta; Magnoliopsida; Poales; Poaceae
Source: RefSeq, a predicted model, not a curated record